This is a messenger RNA of Zingiber officinale, 1722 nucleotides long. RefSeq names its product proline-rich receptor-like protein kinase PERK4. Gene Ontology annotation, molecular function: ATP binding; protein kinase activity. The transcript has 8 exons. Lineage: Eukaryota; Viridiplantae; Streptophyta; Magnoliopsida; Zingiberales; Zingiberaceae. Gene Ontology annotation, biological process: protein phosphorylation. The record is from RefSeq and is a predicted model, not a curated record. The coding region runs from base 1 to 1722 and encodes 573 amino acids.
AUGUCUUCAGUUCCGUCGCCGGAGAACAAUUCGACUUCCUCAUCAACGAGUUCAAAGUCCUCGCCUAUGGUGGCCGCUCCAAAUGAUACUCAUUCCUCUGCGUCCUCCUCAUUAGAACAAGAUGUCGAUCCUUCUAAUUCAAUUUCCGCUGGACAUGUUCUAUCUAAAGCGACAGCCCCAUUGAAGCCGCUAACCAACUCCACUCAACAUGCUCAAUCUAAUGCGAAUUUGCCAACGAUCAUAGGAGUUGUGGCGGGAGUUGGACUAGUUUUCAUGUUCUUGGUCUUGGUGUGCAUUUGUUGCGUCAAGAAGAACAACAACAAGAAGAAGAAGAGGCUCCACGACUCUAUGAAAUACUACGCGGAUGGUUCAUUCAAAGAUAGUGGCUUUUAUGCUUCAUCACUUCCCAAGUGGCACACCGGAGACCAUGCCGGCGCAAUGCAUGGAGGAGGGUGGCAUCCUCAAUUGCCUCCGACUAAUGAUGACGAUGUGAGUGUGGUCUUUUCGGGACCUCAUGGUCCUCCGCCAUUGCCACCUCCUUCUCCGGUCGUCGCCCUUGCUUUAAAUGACAGCACCUUCACAUAUGAAGAGCUUGUAGCCGCCACAAGCGGCUUCUCCCCUUCCAAUCUCUUAGGACAAGGAGGGUUUGGGUACGUCCACAAAGGGGUGCUACCCAACGGGAAGGAGAUCGCCGUGAAGCAACUCAAGUCAGGGAGUGGACAAGGGGAGAGGGAGUUCCACGCCGAAGUCGACAUCAUUAGUCGGGUUCACCAUCGCCACCUCGUGUCUCUCGUCGGCUAUUGCAUUUCCGGAGCACAAAGAAUGUUGGUCUAUGAAUUCGUUCCUAACAAAACUCUCGAAUACCACCUUCAUGGGAAGGGACUUCCGGUGAUGGAUUGGUCAAGAAGGCUCAAAAUUGCAUUAGGAUCAGCUAAAGGCCUUGCCUACUUGCAUGAGGACUGCCAUCCUCGGAUCAUUCAUCGGGAUAUCAAGUCGGCAAACAUUCUUAUCGACCUCAAAUUUGAAGCAAUGGUGGCCGAUUUUGGAUUGGCUAAGCUCUCGUUGGAUAAUCACACUCAUGUUUCGACAAGAGUGAUGGGAACCUUUGGGUAUUUGGCACCCGAAUAUGCAUCGAGCGGGAAGUUAACCGUGAAAUCUGAUGUGUUCUCAUAUGGGGUGAUGCUACUUGAGAUCAUAACGGGAAGAAGACCCGUCGACACUCAUUCAUUCAUGGACGAUAGCCUAGUAGAUUGGGCAAGGCCAAUUUUGUCACGGGCAUUGGCCGAUGGAGACUACGAUGAAUUAGCCGAUCCGCGCUUGAAUGGCAACUACGAUCCUGUGGAAAUGGCACGCAUGGUGGCGUGUGCCGCCGCUAGCAUUCGCCAUUCAGCCAAGAAGCGUCCCAAAAUGAGUCAGAUCGUGAGCGCACUGGAAGGUGCUGUAUCACUUGAAGACUUGAAUGAGGGGGUGAGGCCAGGCCAAAGCAUGAUGUUCAGCUCGGGCUCAGACUAUGAGACUAGCUCAUACAACUCGAGCAUGAACCGCAUUCGGAAAGUCGUGUUGAUUCCUGAGUACACCGAUGAAUACAGUGGACCAAUUUCGGAGUACGAACCCACCCUUCCUUCUCCAUCGAACAAUGAUGUCUACUCCGAUGAUGAUGGUGAUGAUGAUGAUUUGGAUCGCAUUGGAAACCAAAGGCACGGACCUCAUUCAACGCUAUGA